AGGGAGUAGUUGGCUUUCUACGUGAAGUGACAACAAGCAGUCUUCAAUUCUACUGUACAAUCUUUUCUUUAAAAAAAAAAUACUUGUAUCCGCAUUCAUAUUCAUGAAUAGUAUAGUUGUUAGUUUCGCAUGCGCAGUGUAAGUUUAUAUAUAAUAUAUUUGUUUGAUGAAAUUGAAUCAGUGCUAAAACGAAUCCGCCAUGGAAGCUCUAAAAGCUCCAUCACUUCACCGCCAACUCAUCUCAACAUACACUUUCCCUAAACCCAUUUUGCACAUCUCAUCAUCUCGGCGACUAAUUCUCCCAAUCCAGAAAUCAAAUUUUAGGAGUUUCACCGCCAUUUCUCCAACCACCCCUUCAACGGAGGAAGAGAUUGAAUCGGAGAAAUUCGAGUGGUACGAGCAGUGGUAUCCGGUGUGUGCGGAGUGUGAUCUGGAUAAGAGAAGGCCUCAUGCGAAGAAAGUGAUUGGGAUUGAUUUGGUGGUGUGGUGGGACAGGAAUGAGAAUGCAUGGAAGGUGUUUGAAGAUAGUUGCCCUCACCGAAUGGCGCCGCUCUCAGAAGGGAGGAUCGAUCAGUGGGGAAGGCUGCAGUGUGUUUACCACGGCUGGUGCUUUGGUGGCGCCGGUGACUGCAAAUUCAUCCCUCAAGCCCCUCGAGACGGCCCUCCCGUUCACACCUCCAGUAAGGCGUGUGUAGCCGUUUAUCCUAGUUGCCUUCAAAACGGCAUUUUAUGGUUCUGGCCUAAUUCGGAUCCGCAGUUUAAGAACAUACAUUCAACAAAGAAGCCACAUUUUAUCCCAGAACUUGACGACCCAUCAUAUUCCAAUAUGAUCAUUUCAAGGGAGAUAGGCUACGGGUACGAAAUCUUGAUUGAAAAUCUUAUGGAUCCUGCUCAUAUUCCAUAUGCACAUUAUGGCAUGUUUAAAACAGGGGAGUUGCCAGAGAGCUUGAAGGCUGACAGAGAAGGAGGGAGACCGCUCAAGAUUAGUGUUCAGAAAGUGGAUGUAGAUGGCUUUACUGCAAAGCAAAUCUUUGGGGACAACUACUUCAUUGCACCUUGCCUAUUCUACGGCCAUUACUCUCCCGAUGGGGAUGAUCAAAGCACGAAAAAGACAUCAUCAGAUGGAAAAAAAGAUGUGGGAUUACCCCCUGUCCCGACGGUACUACCACAUGUUCCCUCUGAUAAAAAAUCUAUGCUCAUUUUCUACUGCGUUCCAGUUAGUCCAGGUCGCAGCAGGCUGAUCUUCGCAGCUCCUAGGAACUUUGCUGUCUGGUUGGAUUGGAUUAUUCCACGCUGGGUCAUUCAUAUGUUACCCAACUUGAUUCUUGAUUCAGAUCUCUAUCUUCUUCAUGUGGAGGAAAGAAAGCUGAGGGAUGUUGGCCCUCUCAAUUGGCAUAAAGCUUGCUACGUUCCGACAAAGGCAGAUGCCUUACCCGCAGCAUUCAGAAGGUGGCUAAACAAGUAUGGUGGCACACAAGUUGAUUGGAGAAAUAAAUAUAGUGGAGAGCUUCCACCCACUCCUCCAAGAGAACAGCUCUUUGACAGGUACUGGACUCACACGGUGAGUUGCAGCAGUUGUAGCGUAGCGUAUAAACGUCUCAACGUGCUAAAGAUCGCCCUCCAAGUUAUCUCGGUUGCUUCGGUUGGAGCUGUAGCUGCAGCCAAACAGAGUGCAAUAUCCGUUGCUGCGAGGUAUUAUUUGGGUUCGAUGGCUGUGUUGUGCUUUGUGGCUUCAAAAUGGCUUUCGCAUUUCAUCCGCAAGACUUUCAUAUACCAUGACUAUGAUCAUGCCUUCCAGUAAAAAAAUUUAUUUUGUUGGGCUUGUAAUUAAUUAUACUAAUAGGGGUGUGCAACUUGCAAAUUUGAUGUAAGAAUUUAUGGGAUAAUUGUCAUUUAAAUAAGGAAAUUGCAUUGCUUUCUGAUCUACUA
Molecule: messenger RNA, 1929 nt
Organism: Salvia splendens (bonfire salvia)
Lineage: Eukaryota; Viridiplantae; Streptophyta; Magnoliopsida; Lamiales; Lamiaceae
Product: protochlorophyllide-dependent translocon component 52, chloroplastic-like
Exons: 7
Coding region: 200-1801 (533 amino acids)
Cellular component (GO): cytoplasm
Molecular function (GO): 2 iron, 2 sulfur cluster binding; chlorophyllide a oxygenase activity
Source: RefSeq, a predicted model, not a curated record